This is a messenger RNA of Poeciliopsis prolifica (blackstripe livebearer), 4554 nucleotides long. RefSeq names its product cylicin-1-like. NCBI's taxonomy places the organism in Eukaryota, Metazoa, Chordata, Actinopteri, Cyprinodontiformes, Poeciliidae. The record is from RefSeq and is a predicted model, not a curated record. The transcript has 4 exons. The coding region runs from base 90 to 998 and encodes 302 amino acids.
CGGGAGGGACUCAGACUAGAGCCACUGCUCCUCCACAAGCCAAUUGAGGUGGCUCUGGCAUCUGGUCAGGAUGCCUCCUGGUCUGAAAAAUGGAAAGAAGAAAGAAAGGAAGGAAGGAAGAAAGGAAGGACGGAGGGAUGGAUGGACUGAAGGAAGGAUGGAACAAAGGAUGGAAGGAAGGCUGGAUGGAUGGAAGGAAGGAAAAAAGGAAGGACGGACCGACGGAAGGAAAGAAAGAAGGAAGGAAGGAAGGAGGGAAGGACAGAUGGAAGGAAGGAAAGAUGAAAGGAAGAAAGACAGGAAGGACGGACGGAGGGAUGGACGGACGGAAGGAAGGAUGGAUGGAGGGAUGGACGGACAGAGGGAUGGACGGACGGAAGGAGGGAAAGACGGGUGGAUGGAAGGAAGGAAGAAAGGAAGGACGGAGGGAUGGACGGACUGAAGGAAGGAUGGAACAAAGGAUGGAAGGAAGGCUGGAUGGAUGGAAGGAAAGAAGGAAGGACGGAUGGACCGACGGAUGCAAGAAGGAAAGAAAGAAGGAAGGAAGGAUGGAAGGACGGACGGAGUUAAGGAAAGAUGGAAGGAAGAAAGACAGGAAGGACGGAUGGACCAACGGACGGAAGGAAAGAAAGAAGGAAGGAGGGAAGGACAGACAGAAGGAAGGAAGAAAAGAUGGAAGGAAGAAAGACAGGAAGGACGGACAGAGGGAUGGACGGACGGAAGGAAGGAUGGAUGGAGGGAUGGACGGACAGAGGGAUGGACGGACAGAGGAAUGGACGGACGGAAGGAAGGAAGCAUGGCACAAAGGAUGGAAGGAAGGAUGGAUGGAAGGAAGGAAGAAAAAAGAAAGGAAGGACGGAGGGAUGGACGGACGGAAGGAAGGAUGGAACAAAGGAUGGAAGGAAGGCUGGAUGGAUGGAAGGAAGGAAGGACGGACGGACGGAAGUAAGGAAGGAAGGAUGGCGAAGAGGAAAGUGCCCUCAUCCACAAGAUGGUAGAGAGGAUGACAGAAGGUCUUACAAUUCCCAAAAAUUUUUCCACGACAUCAAAAAAGCGGAGAAGAAUGUACAGCAAGAAUGUGCUCGACAAGUUGACGGAGACGCACAGCAUGUCGCAGCUGAAGAACCUGCUGACAACAAAGGAUGAACAGGUCAGUGCCAAGAUGAGCGAGCUGCUGAAAGAACAAAUGCAGAAGGCCUUUAAAGGCUUUGAGAACAGCCUACGCAAAAAGCUGUGUACAGCAGAAGUUGCGGGAUAUGCCACUUCGAUUCUUGUUGUGGUUGUUACAGGCCUGAUAAUAAUGCUGUAGCAGUUUGGUUUGAGAACAGCAUUAGUUCAUAUUAACCAAUAACUCAGUGGUUCAAAUGUUGGGAACAGAUUUGCUGAGUCGAUUUAUGUUCCUGCACUCAUCUAGGGUCAGGAGCUUUGGGUCAUGACCGAAAGAACAAGAUCGCGGAUACAAGCGGCCGAAAAGGGUUUCCUCCAUAGGAUGGCUGGUCUUUUCCUUAGAGAUAGGAUAAGAAGCUCAGUCAUUCGGGAGGGACUCAGACUAGAGCCACUGCUCCUCCACAAGCCAGUUGAGGUGGUUCUGGCAUCUGGUCAGGAUGUCUCCUGGUCGGAAGGACGGAAAGAAGAAAGGAAGGAAGGAAGAAAGGACGGACAGAAGGAAGGAAAGACGGAUGGGUGGAAGGAAGGAAUAAAGAAAGGAAGGACGGAGGGAUGGAUGGACUAAUGGAAGGAUGGAACAAAGGAUGGAAGGCUGGACGGAUGGAAGGAAGGAAGGAAGGACGGAUGGACGGAAGGAAGGAAGUCUGGAUGGAUGGAAGGAAGGAUGGACGGACAGACGGAAGGGAGGAAGGAAAGAAGAAAGAAAGGAAGGACGGACAGAGGGAUGGACGGACGGAAGGAAGGAUGGAACAAAGGAUGGAAGGAAGGCUGGAUGGAUGGAAGGAAGGAAGGACAGAAGGAACUUUGGAUGGAUGGAAGGAAGGAUGGACGGACGGAAGGAAGGAAGGAAAAAAAGGAAGGACGGACGGAGGGAUGGACGGACGGAAGGAAGGGUAGAACAAAGGAUGGAAGGAAGGGAGGAAUAAAGGAUGGAAGGAAGGAUGGAUGAAUAGAUUGAAGGAAGGACUGAAGGAUGGAUGGAUGGAUGGAUGGAUGGAUGGAUGGAAGGAAGGAUCAAAGGAAGGAAGGAACGAAAGAUGGAAGGAAGAAAGUAUGGAAGGACAGAUGGAUGGACGGACGGAAGGAAGGACGGAAUGAAGCAAGGGUUGACGUACAGAUGGAAGGAAGGCAGGAUGGAAGGACGGACGGCUGGAAGGAAUGAAAAAAGGAAGAAAAAAAGGAAAGAUGGAUGGAAGGAAGAAUGGAACAAAGGAUGGAAGGAACAAUGGAUGGUUGGAAGGAAGGAAGGACGUAAGUAAGGACGGAAGAAAGGAAGGAAGCAAGGAAGGAUGGAUGGAAGGAAGGACUGAAAGAUGGAUGGAUGGAUGGAUGGAUGGAUGGAUGGAAGGAACAAAGGAUGGAAGGAAGGAAGAAAGGAUGGAUGGACAGAUGGAUGGACGGACGGACGGACGGAAUGAAGGACGGAAUAAAGCCAGGAAUGACGUAUGGAUGGAAGGAAGGAAGGCAGGAAGGAAGGAUGGAAGGACAGACGGCUGGAAGGAAGGAAGGAAAAAAGUAAGAAAAAAAGGAAGGACGUAGGGAUGACGAACAGAAGGAAGGAUGGAACAAUGGAACAAAGAAUGGAAGGAACAAUGGAUGGUUGGAAGGAAGGAAGGACGGAUGGACGUAAGGAAGGACGGAAGACAGGAAGGAAGCAAGGCAGGAUGGAUGGAAGGAAGGACUGAAAGACGGACGGAUGGAUGGAUGGAUGGAUGAAUGGUUGGAUGGAUGGAUGGAAGGAAGAAAGAACAGAAGAAAGGAAGGAUGGAUGGACAGACAGACGGAAGGAUGGAUGGAAGGAAAGAAGGAAGGAAGGAUGGACGGAAGGAAGGAAGGAAGGAAGGAUGGCGAAGAGGAAAGUGCCCUUAUCCACAAGAUGAUAGAGAGGAUGACAGAAGGUCUUACAAUCCCCAAAAAUUUUUCCACGACAUCAAAGAAGGGGAGAAGAAUGUGCAGCAAAGUGCUCGACAAGUUGACGAGGGGGCACGCAGUGGUAUUGGUCACAUUAACGGUAGUAGGAAGCGGCAGUAAUUUCGAGGUGAAGAACAAUAGGUGUCUGCCAUACAUUUCUAUUGCAGGCCCCAAAUAGUGAGAAAUCACAUCAGUGUGACAGAAGAAGAAUAGAUUACAGCACCUGAGUGGAAAUAUUUACUCUAACAUGGAUUUCCACCACAAAACGGCAAAGGUAGGACUGAAUUUAUGUUUUUAGCUUCGUGAAAUUUUUUUUCAUCUUCUUUUGCUGCUAGUUCAGUGAGUUUUGCACGUAGCCUGGUGAUGGUACAACCUGUUUCAGAUCCUCUCACAGUAUCUCAAUGAGAUCAAGAUUUCAGCUUUAACUCUCUCUAAGCAAGCUCUUGGUGGAUUUAAUGAAAUAUUUUGGGACAUUGCCUUUCUGAUUUCAGAUCUGCUUCAUCUUCUUCUUGGAAGAUGUGCUGCAUGAAAAAGAUAAGCCCACUAAGGUCUGAGGGAAGUGGAGGCUGGAGAGAAAACACAGGAGACAUCAACACUUUCACAUUCUUAACCUCAGCUCUGGGUCAAAAAAACCUGAUGAAACCUGUCAUAUAUUACUAAUAUAAGAGCAAAGUUUUCUAGCCAGCUCUCAAACUGCCAUUUGUGACAUUAAGCACAAAUCUGUCCAGGUGUUAAGAUCUGCAGAAAGCAGCGACGGGAUCCUGUCAGCCCUUAUAUAUCAUAUAUACAUGCAGUACAACUGAUUUAUACUUUGCAAUUCUGAUCAUAUCGAACAUCAACAUCAUUCAGAGGAAAAAUAAACAUAGUGCCACUCCUUAAGUCACCCACUUAAAGUUUUCUCUGCGGUGUGACUGCACAUUUACAAGGAGAUCACAGGCAAUGAACUCAUGAGGAAGGAGGAGGUCACAGCAAACAUUACGAAGAAGCAACCAAGAGGAAAGCUCUUGACGCUCAUUGUGCUGAUUGAUCGUGAAACUUGGAGUGACAUUUGCCAUCAGCAAGUAACAUAAAUGUGAAUGUAAUGAAAGGACACAGGUCAGCAUCAUCACACGCAAGAUACGCAACAAUUUGAAAUGGAAAUCCUCAGAAACUUUAUACUUCUUCUCUUCAUUUUUGUUUCCACCCACUAGUAAGCCUUAAAACAUUUCCAUUAGGCAAACACUUUUUGUUAUUCAGUAACUAUAAUUUUGCAGGUUUGUUCUGAGGAGUUGGUUUCUCUGGGGUGUUUCUCUGCCCUCUUAUCUGUUUCUCUAAUGCAGGCUUGCAGUGCUCUUGAUUCAAGGUUUCAACCAGAUAUCCUCACAUGACAUCUAUUCAGUGAUAUUUAAUCAUAUCACUAAGCAGGUUGACCAUUUGAACAGGACAGUGCAAGAUUCAGAUUUCUUCUUUCUAUUGGCCAAUUAAUGAAGUAUUUCC